Pyrus x bretschneideri (Chinese white pear) is the source of this 2177-nucleotide messenger RNA. RefSeq names its product probable magnesium transporter NIPA6. NCBI's taxonomy places the organism in Eukaryota, Viridiplantae, Streptophyta, Magnoliopsida, Rosales, Rosaceae. Gene Ontology annotation, molecular function: magnesium ion transmembrane transporter activity. Bases 328 to 1338 code for a protein of 336 amino acids. The transcript is spliced from 9 exons. The record is from RefSeq and is a predicted model, not a curated record. Gene Ontology annotation, biological process: magnesium ion transport. Gene Ontology annotation, cellular component: membrane.
CAAGUCACGGGCCAAUAGAAUCAGCUCCCGCAACAUGGGGGUAACCAGCGCGCGAAGCAGGGAAUCAUUACCUCGGUCCCGACGGCCACCGGAAACUUCCGACAAGACGACGGAACUUGGGAGUCGCGAGAGAGGAUUUCAAUUUAGCAAAUAAAUCAGGAAUAUAUAAUUAAAAUUAAUAGAAAUUACAGAUCGCUCGCUCUCUCUUUCUCUCUACUCUUUGAGAGCUUUGGAGGCGUAUUGCAAUUUACAGAGAAAGAGAGAAGAGAGGAACCUGUUGUAAAAUUCUGGUUGGCGGGAAAUCGAAACCUAGGGAGAGAGAGACCGAUGGGGGUUUCGGAGAAUACAAAGGGGUUGAUACUGGCGAUGGCGUCGAGCGCCUUCAUCGGGGCGAGCUUCAUCCUGAAGAAGAAGGGUCUCAAGCGUGCCGCCUCCGCCGGCACCCGAGCAGGAGUUGGUGGGUAUGCAUACUUAUUAGAACCACUCUGGUGGGCUGGCAUGAUCACCAUGAUUGUUGGGGAAGUUGCCAAUUUCGUGGCUUAUGUAUAUGCUCCGGCACUUCUUGUAACCCCACUUGGUGCACUGAGUAUAAUCGUCAGUGCUGUUUUGGCUCACUUCUUGUUGAAGGAACCAAUAACAAAAAUGGGUAUUGUCGGAUGUGUUACCUGCAUCGUGGGAUCAGUUGUGAUUGUGAUCCAUGCACCUCAGGAGCAUAGUCUAAAUUCUGUAGAGGAAAUCUGGGUCCUGGCGACCCAAACAGCCUUUUUGAUUUAUGUUGCAGUUACAAUUUCCCUAGUGUUAGUUUUGGUCUUGCAUUUUGAACCUCGGUAUGGACAAACGAACAUACUGGUCUAUUUGGGAAUCUGUUCCUUGAUGGGUUCACUUACGGUUGUCAGCAUAAAGGCAAUUGGAAUUGCUAUAAAGCUAACUCUUGAGGGAGUAAGUCAGAUAGCUUAUCCACAGACAUGGUUUUUUCUGACAGUUGCAAUAAUCUGCGUUGUUACACAGUUAAAUUACCUUAACAAGGCUUUGGAUACAUUCAAUGCUGCAAUUGUUGCCCCAGUAUAUUAUGUGAUGUUCACAACUCUGACCAUAAUUGCUAGUGUAAUAAUGUUCAAGGAUUGGUCUGGUCAGAAUGUGAGCAGCAUAGCCUCUGAAAUAUGUGGAUUCAUCACUGUGCUGUCAGGAACCAUCAUACUCCAUGGAACAAGAGAUCAGGAACCACCUGCUCCACAACCACAAGGAACUGUAACAUGGUACAUUAGAGGAGAUUCAGUGAAGAGUUCUGAAGAUGAACGUUUGCUCACUUUACAGAAUUCACAUUAUCCUGAACCGUAAUACCAAUUUUAAUCUGCAACAGUCAUCUUGAAGAAUGCAAUCCCAAGCAAUGAAGCUGCACUGCAACUAUCAUUUUGAUAGGAGUUAGUCUGUGGGCAUCCAGCACGUUGCUAACUAUUUUACCCUUACUCUUCUAAAAAACAUUGCACUCCCAUCCACCGUCCCCUUUCGUCCCCUUCCUCCAUCCCAUCACUGGCCUGUUUUUUAAUUUCUUUUCUUUAGCAAUGUGUUGGGUGCCAAUAGAACCACCCUUUACAGAGUGUUUGUAGAUGGGGAGUUCCUGGUUUCUUCUAGGCAGAUAUUGGAGCUAUUAGCAGAUUGCGGAGUUACUUUUAUGUGCUUCAUCGGCCAGCAGAUGAGGCCCUCAGUGAGUUGUGUUUGUGGCACCCCUCUGAAUGCUAAGUUCUGAAUCAUCCUCCGUCAGGAAUGGGGUUACAGUUCUGUAUCAAUAUCAGGGAAUAGAGAGACUUGUGAUGCUGGCGAUGUCCAAUCUCUUCACGACGGGCUAAUGGCAUCUGUACAUAAUGAUGCUCAGCUUCUCAUUCACUAGUUUCGUUCAUGAUCCUCGUUGAUAUCCAAAUGAGGUUGAUUGUUUCCUCUCUUUCUAGUGUGUAUCAUACCGGCAUUGAUAGAUUAUAGAAUAGAGCUGAUGGACAGAGUUACGUUUUAAUGGGCAAAUACUACAUGGAAUUUGUAAAUCUUGUAUAAACUCUUCAAUUUUGGGUUUUCUUGUCAAUGAGUUUUCCUUUUUUUCUGAAAGAAAAAAAAGACAUGGAUGGCUUCACUCACAAAUGUGAAAUGUCCAUCUACAUAUAUCCGAAUCUGCAGAUUGUGCAAUA